Messenger RNA from Echinops telfairi (small Madagascar hedgehog), 7227 nucleotides. It is a transcript of the gene CLCN4, whose product is annotated as chloride voltage-gated channel 4. Bases 160 to 2442 code for a protein of 760 amino acids. Gene Ontology annotation, cellular component: synaptic vesicle; Golgi apparatus; membrane. Lineage: Eukaryota; Metazoa; Chordata; Mammalia; Afrosoricida; Tenrecidae. Gene Ontology annotation, molecular function: voltage-gated chloride channel activity. Gene Ontology annotation, biological process: transmembrane transport; chloride transport. The record is from RefSeq and is a predicted model, not a curated record. The transcript has 12 exons.
CCUCUGGGCUCCCGGAGCUGCAGUCAACAUUUGCCUCUGGCAGGAAUAUGAACUUGUCAGGUCCUGUCUUCAUCCACCCCUCCACCCAAAGGCGCAGUGGCUCCCUGUAGCGUCGAAACUGUCUCGCCAAGGAAUCUGAAAGCCAAAGGUGUGACUAGGAUGGUCCAUGGUGGAGCCAUGAGUGCCUCUGGGAACCUGAUGGAUUUUCUGGACGAGCCGUUCCCUGAUGUGGGGACAUACGAGGACUUCCACACCAUCGACUGGCUUCGGGAGAAGUCCCGGGACACCGACCGACAUCGAAAGAUAACCAGCAAAAGCAAGGAGUCCAUAUGGGAGUUCAUCAAGAGUUUGCUGGAUGCCUGGUCCGGAUGGGUGGUGAUGCUGCUUAUUGGCUUGCUGGCAGGCACUUUGGCUGGCGUCAUUGACCUUGCUGUCGACUGGAUGACGGAUCUAAAGGAGGGUGUCUGCCUAUCAGCCUUCUGGUACAGCCAUGAGCAGUGUUGCUGGACUUCCAAUGAGACCACUUUUGAGGACAGGGACAAGUGUCCCCUGUGGCAGAAAUGGUCAGAGCUACUGGUGAAUCAGUCAGAGGGUGCCAGCGCUUACAUUCUGAAUUACUUAAUGUACAUCCUGUGGGCGUUGCUCUUCGCCUUUUUGGCUGUCUCCCUGGUGCGGGUGUUUGCCCCCUACGCUUGCGGCUCGGGGAUACCAGAGAUAAAGACCAUUUUGAGCGGUUUCAUUAUCAGGGGCUACCUAGGCAAAUGGACUCUGCUGAUCAAGACCGUCACCCUGGUGCUGGUCGUGUCUUCCGGCCUGAGCCUUGGCAAGGAAGGACCCCUGGUGCACGUGGCUUGUUGCUGCGGCAACUUCUUCAGCAGCCUUUUCUCCAAGUACAGCAAGAACGAGGGCAAAAGACGCGAGGUGCUGUCUGCCGCUGCCGCCGCCGGCGUCUCUGUAGCCUUUGGUGCCCCAAUUGGAGGUGUGCUUUUCAGCCUGGAGGAGGUCAGUUACUACUUUCCCUUGAAGACCUUGUGGAGGUCGUUUUUUGCGGCCUUGGUGGCAGCCUUCACGCUGCGAUCCAUCAACCCUUUCGGCAACAGCCGCCUUGUCCUCUUCUACGUGGAAUAUCACACCCCCUGGUACAUGGCCGAACUCUUCCCCUUCAUCUUGCUGGGGGUCUUCGGGGGCUUGUGGGGCACCCUCUUCAUCCGUUGUAACAUAGCCUGGUGCCGGAGGCGCAAAACCACCAAGCUGGGGAAGUACCCGGUGCUGGAGGUCAUCGUGGUGACUGCCAUCACCGCGAUCGUCGCCUAUCCCAAUCCCUACACGCGCCAGAGCACCAGCGAGCUCAUCUCGGAGCUAUUCAAUGACUGCGGCGCCCUGGAGUCCUCCCAGCUGUGUGACUACAUCAACGACCCCAACAUGACCAGGCCUGUGGACGACAUGCCCGACCGGCCGGCUGGGGUUGGGGUGUACACCGCCAUGUGGCAGCUGGCCCUGGCCCUCGGCUUCAAAAUCGUCAUUACCAUAUUCACCUUUGGCAUGAAGAUCCCAUCGGGCCUCUUCAUUCCCAGCAUGGCAGUGGGGGCGAUGGCUGGCAGGAUGGUGGGCAUUGGUGUGGAGCAGCUGGCUUACCACCACCACGACUGGAUCAUCUUCCGGAAUUGGUGCCGGCCUGGAGCAGACUGCGUCACCCCAGGGCUCUAUGCAAUGGUGGGAGCUGCCGCCUGCCUAGGUGGAGUCACCAGGAUGACAGUGUCCCUGGUGGUCAUCAUGUUUGAAUUGACGGGGGGCCUCGAAUACAUCGUGCCCCUGAUGGCGGCUGCCGUGACGAGCAAGUGGGUGGCCGAUGCCUUUGGGAAAGAAGGCAUCUACGAGGCCCACAUCCACCUCAAUGGGUACCCAUUUCUGGAUGUAAAGGACGAGUUCACGCACCGCACACUCGCCACUGACGUCAUGCGGCCCCGGCGCGGGGAGCCGCCGCUGUCCGUGCUCACCCAGGACAGCAUGACCGUGGAGGACGUGGAGACGCUCAUCAAGGAGACUGACUACAAUGGCUUCCCGGUGGUGGUCUCCAGGGACUCCGAGCGCCUCAUUGGGUUUGCCCAGAGGAGGGAGCUGAUCCUCGCCAUAAAGAAUGCCAGACAGAGGCAGGAGGGCAUCGUGAGCAAUUCCAUCAUGUACUUCACCGAAGAUCCCCCUGAGCUGCCAGCCAACAGCCCCCACCCUCUGAAGCUGCGGCGCAUCCUGAACCUCAGUCCCUUCACGGUCACGGACCACACCCCCAUGGAAACGGUAGUGGACAUCUUCCGGAAACUGGGGCUCCGGCAGUGCCUGGUGACCAGGAGUGGGAGGCUUCUUGGCAUCAUCACGAAAAAGGAUGUUCUGAGACACAUGGCCCAGAUGGCAAACCAGGAUCCUGAAUCCAUCAUGUUCAAUUAGCAGCACGGCGGCCAUUAUUUAGAGGACAAACAUUGUCAUUUUUAAAGAAAUAAACACAUGAUCCUUUAUUGUCCAAAUGAAAGAUGAUGCGCUGGGGUAACAAAGACAAAAGCUUUGAUUGAAAGGGGGAGAAGAAUGAACCCUAUUAUGUUUUUAUAAAUGCAUCAACGAGUAGGCAUUGUUUGGCUUUAACCCCUUAUGAGUUUCCAGCUGUGUCUCUUAAUGAGUUUAUUAACUGCUUAUGGGUGGGUGGAAGCUGUGGUUUGGGAUGAGGACGCUGGACACAAAUGCCGAAUGGAGAAAGUGUUCCCUCACCUGCUCAAGGCUGAUUUUUAUCACGUAGGAACUCGUGCGAAGCUUUGAGUCCAAAAAGCAAAGGGAUCUCAGUGUCAGUGUCCAUAUGUCUUAAUUCCUGAAGUGUUGCUGCUGUGUUAGUGAGUGAUAUUAAAGACACUUGCACUUACUUUUGUUGGAAAGGAAAAAAGAAUUUAAAUCUGAACGUAGUGCAAGCUGUAAGUAUACCAGUGCAUCUACUCUUGACCGUCCCAUUUCUCGCUCCGGUUUUCAGCUUGUUGUUUUGUUCACUCCUUGUUUCUGAACCAACACCUGUGACACCUGUGUUGAGCAUGGAGAAAUCAUCUCCCUAGGGAAGACCACAAUCUUGGGGGACUGCAUGAUGAACUACUGAAGUGUUUACUGUCUCCUGAUUUUCCUCCUGUACAAAGAUACACACCCUUAUUUUGAGAGUGCACAUCCUCGAUCAUUGCUUUGCAACCCUGUUGCAUUUGCUUCAUUUAUCAAUUGCUAUUAUCUAGGCAUAUUGAUCAGGUCACCAUUUUCCAUGGGCCAUGGCCUAUGUGUUCUCAGCUAGUCAUAAGCCUGCUUUAACUUCCAAGUAGAGAAUAUAAGAAUCAAAUCAGGACACUACAUGUUAUUUACUUAUUUUUCCUCCCAGGCCUUACCAAAUAUGGCUGUAGAGAGGGUGAGGCAUUCAAGUUCUCAGUGGGAACUCCUAUAAAUGGAUGGAAGAGAAAUACUAAAUUGAUUCUAAAUAAGUUCCACUCUCUUCUCUGUGGGAUGCAAAACACCCAGCUUUAAUGUACAAGUGUGCUUUCUGACAGCAAUCAAAGCACAAAAGAAAAGAGUUGCACUUUAGACAGCCCAUUUAAGCACUGAGCAUCUCUGCAUUUGCAUUUAAUGAUAUAUCUGUUCUCCCAGUCAGGACUUCAGUCUUUGCAGGAAGGAAUUCACGUAUGUGUCAGGUCCACUGUGGAAUGAUCUUCAUAAGAAUCUAUCCCAUUUGCGCUUCCACUAGUAGUCUUUGUCUGUCCCUUUUUAUUGUAUCAUCCUCAUCCUUGUCAAUCUCAUUGUCAUCGAAAAACCUACAGUGCACAAUUCCACUCUGAUACAUGGGAUCACCGUGACUAGUUAGAUUUGACUCAGUGGUGAUGGUAAUGGUGGUCAUUAGAUACUGAUGGAUUAGAAAUGCAUUUGGCUGCAAAUAAUGAAUCCUGGGGGUUGGCACACUAGAACCAUCUCAAUAAUAUCAUCCAGGAUCCAGACUCCCGUAAUAGUUCUUUUGCGCUAUCCAUACCCUUUGCCUUUGGUUGACGGCCUCAAAGUUGCAAGAUGAUGGUGGCCCCUCCAGAUUCCAUGCCUGGCUUCUAAGCAGGAAGUAACAAGGUAUAAAAACAAAAACAACCAAAGCUUGCCCAGUGGCUCUUAGCUUAUACUUACUGUCCAGAAUUCUGUCACCUGGCUUCACCCAGCUGCAGGGAGUCUGGGAAAGGAGUUUUUUCAGUAAGGCACCUGAUUCAGAAUGGGAUCAUUGUGUUUCUAUCAGGUCUCAUGCUUUCAGUUUGUUGCUCUCUUGUCCAAUCCUUCCAAACACACCUUUUAACCGUCCACACAAUACUGAGAUUUGACCGAGAACUCCCAGUCAACAUUCAUUUUUCUGCCAUCUUAGCCCAGAUGUUUUAUUUUUCAUUCACUUUUGGAUUAAAACGUAGUUACAAAUGGGGCUCCAUGAAAUUCCUGGUUGAGGGGACAAAAUAUGCGGAUUCUCUGAAUUUAAAAAAUUGUCAGAAAUUACUGACAAACUAGAAAAUAUCUUUCUGUAGUUCAUUGAUGUCUUACAAAGACUAUCUAAUAGCCACGCGGUGUGACCAUCCCCAGCUAGUAGGAAAGCAACAGAUAGCUUUGGUCCUAGAAUAGAAUGCAAGUUGUUGCUUAGGUCUCAGUGCUAUGGAUUACAUCACAGCCCCCGGGGUUGGCAUUGUUGUCUGGGUUGCCAUAGAACACUUGCAAGUGGAGCUGGCUUCUCCUGGAUUUUGAACCUUAAAAUGCCUUCAAGAGUGCUGCCGGUAGUCCCUGUCUUAUUCCUGCCAGGAUCUCCUCAGAGUUUGCCUGUAAAUGGGAAAGAGAAUGUCUAUUCGUCUGGUCUGACUUUCUAGAAUUCAGGAGGCCCUUGGAGCUGAAACAAGUCGUUUCAAAAGGGAACAUGAAAUAGCAAAUGGAUAACCAAAGGUCACUCAACCCCCAGAAUGUACUUGCCAGCUAAGGAUGUGGAGGGUGAGAGGGGAACAUUUGCUCUGGGCCAAGGUCUCCUAGAGAGCCUGUGGUAGUUCUUUCUGCCUCCCCAGUGUUUAGGAUAGAGAUGUUUGGGAAUUCAUGCAAACAGCCGAGGGAGUUCUUUGACUUCCAUGAUCUGGCCCUGGUUUCCUUUGCCUUUGGAACCUCCCAUUUGUCAUAGGGCUCAGGUUCUCCUCAAGAUGGCAGGAUCAGGUGGCUAGGUAAAGGUCAAGGGGGAGGACUUUGCUGUGGAGACCACCCCGUGAGCUGUCCUUUUCACAUGAAACUCUCACCCAUGAGGCCCUCUGCCCACUGGCUCCAGGUCGCAGUCAUAUUCCACAGGACCAUACUGCUGGGAUAUGACUCAUCUUCAAAACCUUCAGGGAUAGCUUGGAGAUAUGGCACGUUUAGCUCCAGACCACCAUAAUAAAGUCCAUUUGGGGGUUUCCCAGGACAUCGGAGAGUUAUGUUUACAAUAUACUCUCGUCUCUGAAAUGUGUCGUAACAUGAUGACAAAGUUUCAAAUAUGGUGAGAAUGACCAAACGGACCCAGAGACAUGAAGUGAGCACAUGCAAUUGGAGAAAUGGCUCUCAUUGACUUGCUCAACGCAUGAUGACCACUGACCUUCACUUUUAAAACAAAUGCAAUAAAUCAAGCAAAGUGCAAUAAAAUGAGGCUUGGCUGUGCGGGGCUUGGGACUCUGAGGGUAUGUGCUGCAGUCCACGGUUCGCAGUGGUCUGACAAAGCUCAUGAGGAGAACUGAGGCAGGUGGACGAAAUGUUUUCAUCACUCGUAGAACCAAAGGCUUUAGACAUUUGUAGAACCUUUCCUGACUCUAAAUCAUGUAAUGUUCUAAAGGAAUGCAAACAGAAAAAGUUCCUUAGUGAGGUAUAUUGAUCAAUUUCUUGCCCUCCCUCUUUCUUAUGAAGGAAAUGUGUUAGGGGACCCCAAGUUAAGGCUACCUUGAGCUAGAUGUGCUGAUUGUUUCUGUUUUUUGUUUUGUUUUGUUUUGUUUUUAAGCACACCUUGGAAAUAUAGAUGUGCACAGGUACAUGGCUUUUAAGGAAAAGUAAACAUGCUGGAAGGAAAUUAUUGUACGUUCAAUUUUUGUUGUUAUCGAACCAGGCCUGCUUCAAGGUCCUUGUUCAAUAAGUCCUGAAGACCAUUCAAAGGAGAAGUCAGCUACCUUUUGGCCCUUAAGAAGUCAUAGAUAUUGAAUGGUUUAGAGCAGUGCAUUUCACUGAGGAGAGAAGUGGGUCUUUUAAAUUGGCUUAAUCCAAUGAUGCUCAGAAUUCAAUAUCAUUUGAGUUGGAGAAGAACAGUCCUAGGCAGAGGAUCAUUGUGUUACCAUGGAAUUGGACCAUUAUGCCUCAUUUUCAUUUUGCUAGUGUUUUAUUGGAUUUGGCUGCUACUCUUUAACUUACAUGGAGAGGGAGCUUGUCUGUCCAAGUGGGAAACACUAACCUGGUUUUACUGGCGUUAUAAGAAUGGAUUUACUGGAGGAGCCCUGGUGGCACAGUGGGUUCACCGCCAGGAUGCUAACUACAAGGUUAGUAGUUCAAAGCCAUGAGCCACUCUACAGGAGAAAGAUGAGGCUGUCUUCUCCCAUAAAGAUACAGUCUCCAGGCCACUUUUGCUUUGUCCGCCUAAAACCAUGCCUACCCACUGCAUCUGUACUUUUCUGGCUUGGAGCGAGCUUGUGGUGAGAUGGCCAAACGCGCUAAGAAAGUCGGGCUCAUGGGUACAUAGGGGACCUGUGACGCUACCUCCGUCAGGAAAAUGGAGUGGAAAAUUGACAUCAGCCCACAUGCCAUGUACACUUGCUCCUUCUGUGGCAAAGCCAACAUAAAGAGACACGCUGUGGGGACCUGGCACUGCGGUUCCUGCAUGAGAACAGUAGCUGGUGGGGCCUGGACCCACAACCCCACCUGAUCUGUCACAGUCAAGGUCGCCAUCAGGAGACUGAAGGAAUGGAAAAACCAGUAGAUGCUCCACUAUCUGAAACCUCUCUGGCCUGUAAUCAAUGGGUUAAUUUAUAAUUUGUAAUUUAAUACAAAGGAAUGCUGUCUCAGAAAGCCCCUAUAGAGCAGUUCUACUCUGUCCUAUAGGGUUUUUAUUUAUUUUUAUUUUUAUCCUAUCACUGUGUAAACAUUGGCACUGUAUUAAAGUUGUUGGAACUCUAUUUUUAAAAUAAAUAAGCUCAGACUCCUCAA